Messenger RNA from Oikopleura dioica, 270 nucleotides. NCBI's taxonomy places the organism in Eukaryota, Metazoa, Chordata, Appendicularia, Copelata, Oikopleuridae. The record is from the annotation of a GenBank genome assembly.
AUGAACGAGGGUGCCAAUGUAGACCCGAUCAUCAAUGCGUCGCAAACAUCUAUGGAUUCAAUCGACCAGUUAUGGCAAGAUGACCCGGCGGUUGGAUCACUCAUCACAAACGCGAGAGAAAAGAAACAAGCUGAUGUUAAUGGGUAUCUUCGCAACGAAGUUGUUUUGGAGAAAGCCGAUAUGCAAGACGUCGAAGCAUCAAUGAACGUAGACAUCGGUGAGGCUCAUAAUAACAAAGCAUCCGAUUCGGACUUGUCUUCGCAGCUUUAA